AGUUGAGUGGCCCAGAUUCCGAUCUGUAUCCGUAAUGCCAGAUUUGGCUCCCAGUCGUGCAUGCGCACUGAUUUUUGCGUCAGUAAAGUAUCUAAUACGACCAUAAAACUGGUGCCCUUAGUCGCCCUAAAGAGAAAUAGAAUUAUAAAUGAAAAUUGGAAAUACUUCUACAAUAAUAUUGUGUGGAUAAAUUAUAACAUAGAGAUAGGUGUUAAAAUAAUUUUACAGACAAAACAAAUUUUUUAUAACUAAAAAAAUGAUUUUCAUGAUUUUGGCGCCAAUCGUUGCUAUGGGAUCAUAUAUUGUUUCCUAUAGCUACAGCACUGCGCGCUCAGCUUUUCUCGGCGCGCAUGCGCAAGCGUGACCCAAAUCUGCCAUCACGGAUCUGUAUUAACAUUGGUAGAUAAAUAUAAUCUAGAUAAAGUAGUUCAAACUUCUCUCGUAAGAUGACGAUAGUAUAACCUCAAUAACGUCAUUCGAUCUAUCGAUUAUCGACGUUCAUUUCAAUAUGUUCCCUUAAAAGUCAAAUUAUCCAAAUAUUCAACAUUUUCGAUCAUUUCUCGCAUUAAAAACAUCGAGUAUAUAGAAUUUCUUUCGAGUUCCCACACCACUACCAUCGAUGUACCAUUUGAUAAGAAAAUUGGUGACGUUAAAUGUUCGCGUUUGACGUUGGCUCGAGAUGCGAUUCGAUAGUAUCGAGCUUUUUUGGCAGGUCGAAAGAAAGAUGUCCUUCGAUGGUAGAUUAGAAUGUUAUUAGUCAUUCGGUCUUGUGUUUGUAAGUAAAUAUCAGCUGGAUGCGCAAGAGGAAACGCAACGCGAUUCCGUGACAGGACGUAACUGUGUCUCUUUCGUCGAAUCCAGGAAUCGAGAUGAGUCUUUUCCAGAACUCCUCGCCUUUCGACGCUGACGUCGAGAAAGCAACUAGCGAGAAGAAUAUGUCAGAAGAAUGGGGGAAGAUAAUGGAUAUCUGUGACAAAGUAGGAACCUCUACUCAAAGUGCAAAGGAUUGUUUACGAUCGAUUGUCAAAAGACUGUAUUCUCCCGAUCCACACAUUGUUAUACAAGCGUUAACAUUGUUGGAUGCGUGUGUAAGCAAUUGUGGUAAAACGUUUCACCUGGAAAUUGCAUCGAGAAAUUUUGAGAACGAUUUGAGAAAGUUAGUUAAUCAUUCCCAGCCGCAGAUAGCAGAAAGAACAAAGGGUCUUUUGAAAAAAUGGGCCGAAGGUGAUUUCAAAAGCGAUCCUCAACUAAAUUUAAUUCCAAGUUUGUACAACAAAUUGAGAAACGAAGGUCACAAGUUCACUACUCUCUCAGAUAUGAAAAGCUUACUGCGUAAAAAUCCAAAUGUGGUAACAAAUUCACAGGAAGAGGAAGAUCUUGCAAAAGCCAUAGAACUUUCACUUAAGGAAACUAAAGCACAGAGUCAAGUGCUCUCUUCGCAUAGUUCACCAGCAUCAAAGAAGAGUACCAGUUUAUACCCAAACGUAAGUUCUGCUCUUGGUACUUCCAGCAGUUCUGAAGGCAGGAAGGUUCGUGCUCUCUAUGACUUUGAGGCAGCAGAAGAUAACGAAUUAACAUUUUUAGCUGGAGAAAUAAUUAACAUCUUGGAUGACUCCGAUCCAAAUUGGUGGAAAGGCACCAAUCACAGAGGCGAAGGACUUUUUCCUUCGAAUUUUGUUACUGCAGAUUUAUCUGUAGAGCCUGAACAGUUCACAAAGUUAGAACACAGUAAUAAAAAAAUGGUUCAAUUUGCUGAAGAAGUAGAAGUGAAAACGGUAAAGAGGGAGCCAGAAGUGAUCGAAGUUGAAAUAGAUGAAAGAAAAAUGGAUAAACUUCUACACUUGCUGCACGAAGCCGAUCCUCAGUGUGAUACAUCUGACCCACAAGAAAUGAUCGACUUGGAAGAACAAGUGACCGCGAUGGGACCGCUGAUAGAUGCAGCUUUAGAGAAAGUGGACAGGAGGCACGCGCAGCUGACUCAGUUAAGUUCUGAUUUGGUGGAUGCUCUUAAUUUAUACCAUACGUUGAUGCGAGAACCUCCACCUCCCACAUCGUCUAGCUACACCUUACCCAAGAUGCCACCGCAUAUAAAUCCAUAUCAAUUUCAAACUCCAGGACCACCACAUAUAUUUAACGGGGUGCCUCCACCUCAUCAACCUUCUUUUUCUAUCGGGGCUGGUUCAUCUGUACCAUAUGGUACCAACAAUCCAACGAACGAAUACAUAGGGCCUGCUAGCAUGCCAAAUAUGACAUUACCCCAACAUUUUCACAUGCAAUCAGGACCACAUCAGCAUCCUCCUGGUCACUCUCAGGGUCCACCAGUGCUUGAACAUAAUAGCCUCCCUUAUUCUCAGCAAGGAUAUCCACCUCAAACUGGUUCUAUGACAGGACCCUAUGGUCCUCCAGGGCCAACAGGAUCUUCAGCGAAUCAGUCAUCUCAGUAUGCUCCGUCGAAUGGGCAACGCAUGAUGUGAAAGGAAGUUGCAUUUCAAAUUCACCCUGUACUCUAAUUCAAGCUGUACAAUAUUACUAUAUUAUAAUUAUUUAAAUAAACAUACCCGAAGUAGCCAAAGAUACUCGGCUUUUGAUGGAAGUUUGCAUUCGAAGGUUAUCGUCUAAGCUUACUACGCAGACAAAGGUAUCUAAAAUUGAUGGGAGGAUGGCGAUUCUAUUUAAUUCAUUGACAGUUCUAUUUAAAAGCUUAUCUAUUCGUUUUAUUCUUUAAAGAAGUCAAUUUUGUCCUGAUCGGUAUCUGAUACUCUACUACUCUACUUUGUGAACACCGUUAUGACUCAUAAUACUUGUAAUUGGCAUCAACCGUGGAAUAUGAUUGUUGUCCUAUGUACACCAAUACGUAAUCUUAAGUUCUUGAACUUUGUCUAAUAAUCUAUCGUGUACAAUCAUACAUUAUGAGUUAUGCUAUCCGUUGCGAUACACAUAAAUAGAGUAGUGAAUGAAACAGUAUGACAGACGGUGGAAACUGUAUCAAGAGUUUGAUCGUAUUUUAUAGUUUUUUACUGUCAUUCAUUCUCGAUAAAUAAUUGUAAAGCCUUGAUAUGCAUUCUGCUGCACAUGAAUCCUUUUUUAAAGUAAAGCUUGCGUAACAGUGUGGCUUGGAAAGCUGCACGAGUGAAAUAUUGAUUUAAAUCUAAAAAAUAAUUAUAACGAGACUUGUCCACUAUGUAUAACAUCUAUUUCCAAUUAAUUGUUUAACUAGGAGGACUUUCUAUAAAAUGUUAGCGCAUAAUAUUGUCGGUCUUCGAGUUAAAAGAAGGAAAACGAAAGAAGAUAACGACUGUAUUCUCUUAAGAUUAGUUUCAAUUGAAAUUCGAAGAAAGGCGAUUUGAAUUCUGUUAGGAUAAGUGAAAUCUGAAGACUUUCUUCGCCAAUUGUCUUUAUUUUUGGUUUACGUCCUAAGUUUAUAUUCAGAAAGCGGAAUACAAUGUUAUUUAUUAAUACUACUAAUAAGAAAUAAAAUAACGAAUGUUAAUAAGUAUUGAUUCAAUAAAUAAUUGUUAUAUGAUUCAGGAGUUACUGAAUUACAAAUGUAAGGGUUUAGCGAUUCUGAUGAUUCAUUUCAUUCGUGACUCAGGAAUUACAGCACUUAAAUUAAAUGUAUGAUAAGCAAAUGUCUUGUGUAAACUAUUCGCUAGUAAUGUUUAAAGAACAAGAUAUUGAAAUAGAGAAACUAUAAAGCUAGGGUUAAUUGAAAUUAUAUAUUUGUUUAUAUGAAUGUCAUAUGUAAUGAUGUAUAGUAGUACCGCAAAUGCGCAUAAUUCUGGAAGCAAAAUCUAUGUACUGAUUGCCAUAUUCAAUAAGUAAGUUUUUGUAACCCAAUUAAAUAACUAAUUGGA
Messenger RNA from Hylaeus anthracinus, 3854 nucleotides. It is a transcript of the gene Stam, whose product is annotated as signal transducing adapter molecule 1. The record is from RefSeq and is a predicted model, not a curated record. The transcript has 10 exons. Gene Ontology annotation, cellular component: ESCRT-0 complex. Bases 870 to 2474 code for a protein of 534 amino acids. Gene Ontology annotation, molecular function: phosphatidylinositol binding; ubiquitin binding. Gene Ontology annotation, biological process: protein transport to vacuole involved in ubiquitin-dependent protein catabolic process via the multivesicular body sorting pathway. Lineage: Eukaryota; Metazoa; Arthropoda; Insecta; Hymenoptera; Colletidae.